Corticium candelabrum is the source of this 1083-nucleotide messenger RNA. RefSeq names its product compound eye opsin BCRH2-like. Gene Ontology annotation, biological process: G protein-coupled receptor signaling pathway. The coding region runs from base 1 to 1083 and encodes 360 amino acids. NCBI's taxonomy places the organism in Eukaryota, Metazoa, Porifera, Homoscleromorpha, Homosclerophorida, Plakinidae. The transcript has a single exon. Gene Ontology annotation, molecular function: G protein-coupled receptor activity. Gene Ontology annotation, cellular component: membrane. The record is from RefSeq and is a predicted model, not a curated record.
AUGAAGAACGAAUCUUUGGUCUUGAUCAACAGCACGUCACUAAACACGACGCUCAAGGAAACGGUCGACGCUUCGUUUAUACUUUACAGAAUUCCGGCUGGUAUUCAGUUUGUGCUCUGUGGACUCGCUCUCUACGCGUUCUAUCGAUUACCAAAUGUUCGUAAAGUAAUCAAUUAUCCUAUUAUCGGUUUGGUUGCGUCGGAUAUCUUACGAGCCGUCUUGACCUUGCUUUCCAUGCCGUUUCGUUUCAUGCAAUACGGCAAUCCUUCAAUUGGCGAACAAAUAUACUGCGAGUUCUUCAGAUAUGCAAACAACGUCCAGUUGUCUUGGUCUUCCUGGACUCUCGUCAUAAUUACCUAUAGUCGUUAUGACGCCGUUGCAAACGUCUUCGAUCCAAAAUUUAACAAAAGACGCUUUUGGACACUCACCGUGACGAGUUGGAUCGUGUCGGCUCUUACAUCUCUACCUCCUAUUAUGGGAUGGAGCUCUUACAAUCUUAGAAGGAUGAAUGACAUGUAUAUCUGUACUACCGGAUCGAAUGGAAAGGAUUUGGCAAGCGCCACUUUUCUUCCAUUUUUCUAUUUCGUCAACUACGUUGUUCCUUCGAUUCUCGUCUUUAUACUGCUUUCCUGUAUUGCUCGUAUCGCCGUCAAAAUGGAGAAAAAACGCCAGACUUCUUCAUCUAACACGAGCAAAUGGAUCGUCGUAUUGCCAGGUUUCUCCCAUCCGUCGUCUUCAUCUAGCAAGCAAAACAAGCAAGAGUCAACAGGUCAUAUUAAGAAGAUCAUUCGGUCUAGAUCAUUCCUCUACAUCGUCUUGAUCGUCGUGACCAACGUAUUUUUCUUAGCGCCAUACGUGGGGAUGACUUCCUAUGAUACCGUCAGCCGUGGUCUAGGACUACGUACGAAAAUAUCACGCGCUGUAAUACAAAUCACAACAAUAUUGUUCAUGGUGAAUUAUAAUGUUAACUGUUUGCUGUACAUAUUUUGGAUCAAGAGUGUUCAGCAAGCGAUUGCUGCUUCGUGUUGUCGCAGAAAGAAGCCCGCGGCGGCAGCAAGAGUUAUAUAUAGGAAUAACGUCUAG